Molecule: messenger RNA, 2197 nt
Organism: Aegilops tauschii subsp. strangulata
Lineage: Eukaryota; Viridiplantae; Streptophyta; Magnoliopsida; Poales; Poaceae
Molecular function (GO): protein binding
Source: RefSeq, a predicted model, not a curated record
UGCCUCCAUUCCAUUCCAAGCAGCGCGCAGAGAUGAGCCGCCGCCGCAGCCCACGCCUGAAUCGCCAGACCCACGCCAGCCAGGCCGUGGCGAACGCCGGAAUGGCCAUCCGCCGUAGCCCGCGCCUCCACCCCCAAAUCCCCGUGAGCGCCGGAGCGACCCGCCGACGCAGCUCGCGCCUCAACCCCCAAAUCCACAUCGGUGAGGAGGGCGCCGGGUUGACCCGCCGGCGCAGCACGCGCCUCCACCUCCAAGUCCACGCGAGCGAUGAGGGUGGCGCCGUAAUAGGCCUCCGCCGAAGCCCGCGGCUCCACCCACAGAUCCCCGUGAGCGAGGAGGACGCCGGAGUGACCCGCCGUCGCAGCCCGCGGCUCAAUCCCCAAAUCCUCGCGAGCGACGAGGGUGGCGCCGUAAUAGGCCUCCGUCGCAGCCCGCGGCUCCACCCCCGCCUCCACAGGAGUGAGGAGGGCGCCGGAGUGACCAACCGCCGCAGCACGCGGCUCCACCCCCAAGUACACUCCAGCGAGGAGGGCUCCGGGAUGACACGCCGUCGCCGCCGCCGCGGUACCUCGCCGGCUGCGCCUGCCUCCCUGCCGGACGACGACGACAUGCUUCGGGAGAUCCUCAUGCGCCUGCCGCCUCAGCCGUCCUCCCUCCUGCGAGCCUCCGCCGUGUGCAAGCGCUGGCGACGCGUCACCACCGACCCCCGGUUCCUCUGCAGCUUCUCUGUCCACCACCGCAAGCCGCCACUCCUCGGCGUCUUUGAGAGAGAUGGCUACGACAUCGUGUUCACUCCGGUCCUGGACCCUCCCGACCGCAUCCCUCCGGAGCGCUUCAACACACUACAUCAGAUACGUGGCUUCCGGAAGGCCGAACUGCUGGGGUGCCGCCAAGGCCGCAUCCUCCUCCUGGAGAUGGACUGGUUCAUUGUAUGGGACCCCAUCACCGGCGAGCAUCACCAUGUCGACAUUCCACCAGCGUUCGAUAAGUUAUCCUACCUCUAUGGGGCUGUGCUCUGCGCUGCCACCGACCAGAGCCACAUGCAUGGCAGCUGCCACUCGAGCCCCUUUAAUUUGGUCUUGAUGUCCCCGUGCCAAGGCUACGAAGAUGGUACUCCACCCAUCGCUUGUGUAUACUCCUCGGAGACUGGGGUAUGGGGCAAUCCCAUCUUGACAACAAAUCGAUGUGAGUUUGCUCGAUGUAAUCCUGGGAUCCUUGUUGGUAAUGUCCUCUACUGGACGUCUAAGAGUGUGAAUGCCAAAUCAAAAUAUUUGAAUUUGGAUCAGCUCGGAGACGACAUAAUUGAGUUUGAUUUGGAUAGGCAGAGUCUUGCUGUGAUCAAGGGGCCUCCAGGUCUUAAUCAUUCCACCACACAUCAGAUAAUCCAGUCAGGGGAUUGUGAUGUUGGUCUUGCCAUAUUGUCUCAUGGUAGAUUUGAAAUGUGGGAGAGGAAGGUCAGCUGUCACGGUGGUGCCACAUGGUUCCUGCAGAAGAUUGUUGAAAUGCAUACUGUUUUUGGGCUCCCUCCUCAGGCUGAAGGAUUGGUGAGAGCGGUCGAAAUACUUGGGUAUGAUGAGGAAAAUGGUGCAAUGUUUUUAUUUGUGGACAACAAUGUCUACAUGGUUGAAGCAAUGUCAAUGCAAUCCAUGAAACUUUAUCAAUGCAGUCAUCACAGCUAUGCCAAUGACAUUCAUCCUUUCACAAGUUUCUAUGCACCAGCCAUUCCUGGUGGACGUGGCGGAGCUGGAAUGCUGCAAGAUAUGUAGGAUGACUGUCUGGUCUCCUGUGGUAAUAUGCUGGAAUGGUCCUAAAGGUGAAGUAGUCAAGGGCUGCUGUUGCCCCUAGUCCCUACCGAGUUUGUCGCGUUCCAUCAAUGUGGUCGGCAGUGUGUACAUACGUUAUGUGGAAGAAAUUGCUGAACAUGUGCCUUCGUUGAGUAAGUUUGUAAUGUGACAAGAUGCAUUUUAAUACCUAAACGAGGGAAGUAGUUCAGCUUCCCCAAGACAUCAUGGUUCACUUCAGAUUCCGUUGCAAUAUCUUCUUUUACAUGGUUGUGCUUGGCAGAUCUUUAUUUGGAAGCACGCUAGUAUGCACCCCGUUUAAGUAUGAACUGUUUAAUUUCCGUUUUUAUUAAAUAUGAACUCUGGUAUGUAGUAUGAACUUCGGCAAGCGUUUAUGUAUGAACUCCGGUGAUCUA